Colletotrichum karsti is the source of this 1023-nucleotide messenger RNA. RefSeq lists its product as uncharacterized. The record is from RefSeq and is a predicted model, not a curated record. Lineage: Eukaryota; Fungi; Ascomycota; Sordariomycetes; Glomerellales; Glomerellaceae. The coding region runs from base 1 to 1023 and encodes 340 amino acids. The transcript is spliced from 3 exons.
AUGGAGCCUAGAUCUGAUAAAGACAACUCAUACUUCAAGUGGGAAGGAUUGAGAUGCUUCCACAAGGACCCAGGCUGCAAGUGCGACGGCCAGCCCAUCGGCUCAAAAAAUGGCUUAACCCUCUUCUCUCGCAUAAAGGGCUGUCGCUCGGAAUACUCGCACAACAUCGGCGGCCCGUACAUGACAGCCAAGGAGAUAGAAGAGGAGAAAAAGGCGCAGAAGCAAAAGGCACAGGACGCCGCUCUCGAGAUUCUUGCCGCAGAGAAAGUCGCUGGAGCAAAUAGCGCUUGCGCAGGCGUUAAAGGCCUCACGCUCCUCAACAUCCCCUGGGAAACCAGAGGCGCCAUCUACGCGCAAUACUGUUCCUUCUUAGGAACACCCGAGCACAAGUUCUACGGCGCCUUGGGCCAUCCAGAGCAGACGUUCCUCGCCCUGAGCCCAAGGACCGGCCAUCCCCACGAAGCGAGCCAACAACUUCACAGCUUGUUAAAGGUCUGCCGACAGCUCAGAGACGAGAUUCUCGACCACAUCUUCCGCAAGCACAUGAUCGACAUGUCUCUCUACGCCUCGGACAUCGGCACCAGCCCGUUCAUCUGCCGACAGGGGGGAACCGUAUCACCAGCAGACGUGUUCGCGGGAUUUCUGAAGCGCGUGAAGCUCCUCGCGCUGCGGUCUGACUUUGGCCAGCCGGCUUUCUGGAGCAGUGUGGACGGGAGUGCUGGAAGGCUGAUGGCCCAGUCGAUGCCCCGGCUGAGCAAGCUGGUCAUCUUUCCCACCCACGACAAGACGCACCACGAGGAUAAGUUCAUUCAGUUUGUGAAGGAUCUUCUCACGGCGUUGAAACUCAAGAAUCUCAUCUUCUUUGACACAUUUCGAGUCAUCGAGCAAGACGAUUUUGACAUCUUGGGCAACAUCUUGGACAACCCCUUGGACAACCCCUUGGACAACCCUUCGGACAGCCUCUCGGCCAACCUCAAGUACGACGUCAAGAAAGCCCUCCUCGUCGUCCUCCUUCUCCGCUGA